CCACACAACCGCCGCACUGACUGCAACCUGCCAAUGAGAGGAGGAGAGACAGACGGAGGAGAGAAAGACACGGAGGAACACAAGCUACCAUUAAGGCUUUUUUUUCAUCCUUAUGAAUCCCUACAUAUUUUUAGGAGGGUAGGGUGAAUUCGGUGGAUAAAAAUAAAAAAAAAACUUGUUUUUUUUAUCUUCUUUUUUUGUUUUUUUUCGUCUACGCAGUGGAUGUUCUUUGAGCAGCAGACGCCCGAGCUUGCAAAGCAGGUGUGAGAGACAGCGGCGACCGCUCCUCUCCUUCCCUGUUUCCAAGGGGGAAAUGUCGAGCGAGAAGCCGCUUUCAGCACCGCCGGGCUCCGCUUCCUCGCUCACGGACACAGACCGAGACUCCCACCCUCCUCCUCCUCUUCCUCCACCUCCUCCUCCUUCUCCGCCGCCGGGCUCCUCCGCUCCGCCGCAGCAGGUCGUCGCCACCGCUGCCGCCGCCGUCGCCGCGGGCGCUGGCUCCGGCUCCAACAACAGCGGGGAGAGGAUGGUGUCCGCAGCCGGCUCCAUGGUUCUCCCGGCCGGGGUGAUCAACCCCAGCGUUCCGAUCAGGAAUAUCCAGAUGAAAUUCGCCGUGCUGGUGGGCCUGAUCCAGGUCGGCGAGGUUAGCAACAGGGACAUUGUGGAGACGGUUUUGAACCUGCUGGUCGGCGGGGAGUUCGACCURGAGAUGAACUUCAUCAUCCARGAGGCCGAGAGCAUCGGCUGCAUGGUGGAGCUGCUGUCCCACUGCGAGGUGACGUGCCAGGCCGAGAUCUGGAGCAUGUUCACGGCCAUCCUGCGCAAGAGCGUGCGCAACCUACAAACCAGCACGGAGGUCGGCCUCAUCCAACAGGUGCUGCUCAAAAUGAGCUCCGUGGACGACAUGAUCGCAGACCUCCUGGUAGACAUGUUGGGAGUUUUGGCCAGUUACAGCAUCACAGUGAAGGAGCUGAAGCUGCUCUUCAGUAUGCUGAGAGGGGAGAAUGGCAUCUGGCCAAGACAUGCUAUCAAGCUCUUGUCAGUGUUGAACCAGAUGCCUCAGAGGCACGGUCCCGACACUUUCUUCAACUUUCCAGGACGCAGUGCAGCGGCUAUCGCAUUGCCACCCAUYGCCAAAUGGCCAUACCAGAACGGAUUCACUAUCAACACCUGGUUCAGGCAGGAUCCACUCAACAACAUCAAUGUGGAUAAAGACAAACCCUACCUCUACUGUUUCCGAACGAGUAAAGGAAUCGGUUACUCGGCUCACUUUGUGGGAAACUGUCUGAUCGUGACGUCGCUGAAGUCCAAAGGAAAAGGCUUUCAACACUGUGUGAAGUAUGAUUUCCAGCCUCGUAAGUGGUACAUGAUCAGCAUCGUGCACAUCUACAAUCGCUGGAGAAACUCCGAGAUCCGCUGCUAUGUCAACGGUCAGCUCGUCUCCUACGGUGACAUGGCUUGGCACGUCAACACCAACGAUAGCUAUGAUAAGUGUUUCCUGGGUUCAUCAGAGACAGCAGAUGCGAACAGAGUGUUUUGCGGUCAGCUGGGUGCUAUUUAUGUUUUCAGUGAAGCUCUCAACCCGGCUCAGAUCUUUGCCAUCCAUCAGCUUGGUCCAGGAUACAAGAGCACCUUCAAGUUCAAGUCAGAGAGCGACAUCCACCUGGCCGAGCACCACAAGCAGGUACUGUACGACRGCAAGCUGGCCAGCUCCAUCUCCUUCACCUACAAUGCCAAGGCCACCGACGCCCAGCUCUGCUUGGAGUCAUCGCCCAGGGAGAACCCCUCCAUCUUCGUGCACUCGCCGCACGCGCUCAUGCUCCAGGACGUGAAGGCCAUCGUUACCCACUCCAUCCAUAGCGCCAUCCACUCUAUAGGAGGCAUCCAGGUCCUGUUCCCUCUCUUCGCUCAGCUGGACUACAAACAGCUUAAUGAUAGCAGCGUGGACACCACAGUCUGUGCUACUUUGCUGGCGUUCCUGGUGGAGCUGCUGAAGAGCUCAGUGGCCAUGCAGGAGCAGAUGCUGGGAGGGAAAGGCUUUCUGGUGAUUGGAUACCUGCUGGAGAAGUCGUCACGGGUCCACAUCACCAGGGCGGUCCUCGAACAGUUCCUGUCGUUUGCGAAGUAUCUGGACGGUUUACCUCACGGAGCGCCGCUCCUCAAACAGCUCUGUGACCACGUCCUGUUUAAYGCCGCCAUCUGGAUACACACUCCUGCCAAGGUCCAACUGUCCCUCUACACGUACUUGUCAUCCGAGUUCAUCGGCACCGCCACCAUCUAUAACACCAUUCGUCGCGUUGGUACGGUCCUGCAGCUGAUGCACACCCUGAAGUACUACUACUGGGCCAUAAACCCUUUGGAGUGCAGCGGGAUCACCCCCAAAGGUCUUGAUGGACUUCGACCAACUCAAAAGGAGAUCAUCUCGCUCAGAGCCUUCAUGCUUCUUUUCCUCAAACAACUCAUACUGAAGGACCGAGGCGUCAAAGAGGACGAGUUGCAGAGCAUCCUCAACUAUCUUUUGACCAUGCAUGAGGAUGAGAAUAUCCACGAUGUGCUCCAGCUGUUGGUGGCUCUYAUGUCUGAACACCCAGCAUCCAUGAUUCCUGCUUUUGACCAGAGGAAYGGCAUAAGGGUGAUCUGCAAGCUCCUGGCCUCGAAGAGCGAAAGCAUACGAGUUCAGGCGCUCAAAGUUCUCGGCUACUUCCUGAAGCACCUCGGUCACAAGAGGAAGGUUGAGAUCAUGCACACACACAGUCUGUUCACGCUGCUGGGGGAACGGCUGAUGAUGCACACCAACACUGUUUCCAUCACCACCUACAACACUCUGUAUGAGAUCCUGACCGAGCAGGUCUGCACUCAGGUGGUCCACAAACCCCACCCUGAGCCUGAUUCCACUGUCAAGAUUCAGAAUCCCAUGAUUCUAAAGGUUGUGGCCACCCUGUUGAAGAACUCCACCCCGAGUGCCGAGUUAAUGGAGGUCAGGAGACUCUUCCUCUCCGACAUGAUAAAACUCUUCAGUAACAGCCGUGAAAACCGCCGCUGCUUGUUGCAGUGCUCCGUGUGGCARGACUGGAUGUUUUCUCUUGGAUACAUCAACCCCAAGAACCCGGAGGAGCAGAAAAUAACCGAGAUGGUGUACAACAUCUUCAGGAUCCUCCUCUACCACGCCAUCAAAUAYGAGUGGGGAGGGUGGAGGGUCUGGGUCGACACCCUGUCCAUUGCACACUCUAAGGUGACCUAUGAAGCCCACAAGGAGUACUUGGCUAAGAUGUAUGAAGAGUAUCAGCGUCAGGAGGAGGAAAACAUGAAGAAGGGAAAGAAAGGUUCCGUCUCUACGAUAUCUGGCCUCUCGGCCGCGCCGGCCUCCGUGGUCAACGGCAGCCUGGAGAUCGAUGACAACUCUCAGACGCAGACUCCCGAGAGCGAAGCCGAGUAYGGCGAGGGAGCCGGCGGAGACUCGCGCAACCUCCUCGCUGACGGCGCUGUGAAGCGGCCGAAUGGCGAGGCUCUGACGCCAGGCGAGCAGAGCGCCGGCCCGGGGGUGAGGGUGGAGGUCCACGACCUGCUGGUGGACAUAAAGGCUGAAAAGGUGGAGGCCACGGAGGUGAAGCUGGACGACCUGGACCUGUCUCCAGAGGGCAUUAGCGGGGGGGAAAAUGGACCUCUUGUGGAAGUGGAUUCUCUCUUGGACAGCACGUACUGCUCCGUGGUGCAGAACCUGAACGGGAAUCUGGCUCCGAAGGAUGAGGCGCCGGGUUCGAGGGCGGGAAUYGGGACGAGCCUGGGGCUGUCUGGCGUCAGCAUAGAGGAGGAUGGAAACAUGGGUCCUCUCAUCACAUUAGCUGAUGACAAAGACAGUGUUCCAAGCAACAAUGGAUUCCUGUUCAGCAAGGUUGAUGAGAAACUGCUUCCAGCUCUGGCAGCAACAGACCCCCUCGUGCUGCCCGGUCCAGACCAGCCCACUUCGUCGAGCGCCGUCCCCCCUCACUCCAGCACCAGCGCCAGCGAUGACCUCAGCCUGCUGGCCCACAUGACCAGCUGUGGCUCGGAUCUGACCCAGAGCCACGCUGCCGGCGAGCUUCCAGAGGACGGGCCGUUCAAGAUCCAGAGCUCUCUCGCUGACAUCAGCUCCAUYGCCGAGAGCCAGACCCAGCUCCAAGGAGCGCCGAGACCAGAUUUCCCAGAGGGAGAGGGCACRACCGGGGCAGAGGGGGAGUCUGUGGGAUUUAAGACCGGAGGGGACACGGCAAGCACUACUUCUGAUACAGAGAGGUCAGAUGAUGGCAAGGAUAAGGACAUAAAGAAGAUUCAAACUACUGCAACAACACAGGCCCUCCACGGUCGGACUGCAGCGCAGCUGGAGCGGGACUUGCGGGUGGAUCUGGGUUUCAGAGGCAUGCCCAUGACGGAYGAGCAGCGGCGUCAGUUCAGUCCCGGCCCACGCACCACUAUGUUCCGCAUCCCAGAAUUCAAGUGGUCCCCGAUGCACCAGAGGCUGCUCACCGACCUCCUCUUUGCUCUGGAGACAGACGUGCACGUAUGGAGGAGCCACUCCACCAAGUCAGUGAUGGAUUUUGUGAACAGCAAUGAGAACAUCAUCUUCGUCCACAACACCAUCCAUCUCAUUUCUCAGAUGGUGGACAACAUCAUCAUCGCCUGCGGAGGCAUCCUGCCUCUGCUGUCAGCUGCCACCUCCCCCUCCAGUUCUAAGAGUAGUGCCAACACUAAGGCAGGAGGAGCCGGACCCCAGAGGGGUUCUAAAGGAGAGGAGGUGACCCCUGUUCCUGGGGGAGGAGGUGCAGGGGGAGAGACGGAGCUGGAGAACAUCGAGGCGACGCAGGGCAUGUCUUCAGAAACGGCCGUCACGUUUUUGUCCCGCCUCAUGGCCAUGGUGGACGUCCUGGUGUUCGCCAGCUCCCUCAACUUCAGCGAGAUCGAAGCGGAGAAGAACAUGUCGUCGGGAGGGCUGAUGAGGCAGUGCCUUCGUCUCGUGUGCUGUGUGGCGGUCAGGAACUGCCUGGAGUGCAGGCAGAGACAGAGAGAUCGAAGUUGCAAGUCAUCUUUAACCAGCAGCAAAUCCCAGGACAGCCUCCACAGUGUCUCCACCACCAGCAAGCAGGAUCCGGACAGGCUCCUACAGGACGUGGACAUCAAUCGUCUCCGAGCUGUGGUGUUCAGAGACGUGGACGACAGUAAGCAGGCUCAGUUUCUGGCGCUGGCGGUCGUCUACUUCAUCUCGGUCCUGAUGGUGUCCAAGUACCGGGAUAUUUUGGAGCCCCAGAGGGAGAUUGGCAGGUCCACCAGCCUAUCAGGGAGAAGCAUCCGUCAUGAGAUCAACUCUCCAACCAGUACAGAGCACCCGUCCAACGCCUUCUCUGAUCGCGACAAACAGACCCCCACCCCGGUGGAUGACUCCCCCUUGGCCGGCCUCCCCCACACGGACUCCGGCAUCGGCGAGGAGGGACACGUUGCCGGGUCCCUGAAUGGCUCCGAGAUGGGUCUGGGGCUCGGCUUGGGUCUGGUGGGGCGAGAGACGGACAGAGACCGGGACAGGGACAACGGAGGGGCGGGAAGCGGGGCAGGAAGCACGGACCUGCUGUGCAGUCUGUCGUCAGAUGUGCAGAGGUCGCAGGAGAGCCUUCUGGAUUCGCCGCACAACCCCAGGUCCACUCCGGGCUCCGGCCAAGCCCCGCCCUCUUCCAUCUCCAGCAUCAGCCAAACAAACAAAGGCAUCAAUGUUAAGGAGAUUCUGAAGAGCUUGGUGGCAGCUCCUAUUGAUGGAGCCGAGUUGGGCCAGGAGUCUGGACCGACGCCCUAUCACCCGGACCCCGCCCUGAAGACGCAUCCCAUGCUGCCCAUGCAGUUCCACUCCUUUGAUCGGAGUGUUGUGGUUCCAGUAAAAAAGCCGCCCCCUGGUAGCCUGUCGGUUAACACGGUGGGCACGCCCACUACCAGUGGAGCUGCCACUGCCGGCAGCACACCCAACAUUUUUGCUGCUGCAACAGCAACACCCAAGAGCAUGAUCAACACUACAGGUGCCACAGACUCUGCCUCCUCGUCUACUUCCUCCUCUUCAUCAUUUGUUAACGGUGCAACGAGUAAAAAUCUGCCAGCGGUGCAGACGGUGGCCCCGAUGCCAGAAGACACCAUGGAGAAUAUGAGUGCCUAUUGUGAGGUGGCGCAGUGUGCGCUGCGCAGCGGUCAGACGCCCCCUGAGCUCAAGUCUUUUAGCUCUCUGGCAGGCUUCCAGGCAGCCCCCCGAGAUGCAGGACAGUGUUUUAGCAUCACCACCAAGCUGGAGCGCGCUCUGGAGAAGGUGGCGCCGCUGCUGAGGGAGAUUUUCGUGGACUUCGCCCCGUUUCUGUCCAGGACGCUGCUGGGUAGCCAUGGGCAGGAACUGCUCAUAGAAGGUACAGGAGUGGCAGAACUCAAUUCAGAAGAAUGCUGGCCUGGCCUUCAUUGAGCUCAUCAAUGAGGGAAGACUCCUGUGCCACGCCAUGAAGGAUCAUAUUGUCCGUGUUGCCAAUGAAGCAGAGUUCAUCCUGAACAGGCAGAGRGCUGAGGACGUCCACAAACAUGCAGAGUUUGAGUCCAACUGCGCUCAGUACGCUGCGGAUCGCCGAGAGGAGGAGAAAAUGUGCGACCAUCUCAUCAGCGCUGCCAAGCACAGAGAUCACGUGACUGCAAACCAGCUGAAACAGAAGAUCCUCAACAUCCUGACCAAUAAGCACGGAGCGUGGGGGACAAUGUCACAGAGCCAGCUCCACGACUUCUGGCGCCUGGACUACUGGGAGGACGACCUGAGGAGGAGGAGAAGAUUUGUGAGAAAUGCCUUCGGUUCCACGCACGCCGACAUUUCCCUCAAAACUCUGGAUGAAUACGGCACAGAGGAGGAGGAGGAGGGGCCAAAGUCCAAGAAAAGCUUCCGCAGCCAGUCGGUGGUCGCCCAAAACCCAGAGGCGGAGUUGAUGCUGGAGGGAGACGACGACGCCGUUAGUCUGCUGCAGGAGAAGGAGAUCGAUAACCUUGCUGGCCCUGUGGUUCUGAGUACUCCAGCCCAGUUGGUAGCUCCUGUGGUGGUGGCUCGAGGCACUCUGUCCAUCACUACAACUGAGAUCUACUUUGAAGUUGAUGAAGAGGAUCCUGCCUUCAAGAAGAUGGAUGCUAAAGUGCUGGCUUACUCGGAGGGUUUGCAUGGAAAGUGGAUGUUUAGUGAGAUCCGAGCUGUGUUCUCCAGACGGUACCUGCUGCAGAAUACAGGACUGGAGGUGUUUAUGGCCAACAGAACAUCUGUGAUGUUUAACUUCCCCGACCAAGCCACGGUUAAAAGGGUGGUCUACAGCCUCCCCCGGGUAGGGGUGGGAACGAGUUAUGGAUUACCACAAGCCAGGCGUAUUUCCUUGGCGACUCCUCGUCAGCUCUUCAAGUCRUCCAACAUGACUCAGCGCUGGCAGAGGAGAGAGAUCUCCAACUUUGAGUACCUCAUGUUUCUAAAUACUAUUGCAGGGAGGACCUAUAAUGAUUUGAACCAGUACCCUGUUUUCCCCUGGGUCCUGACUAACUAUGAUUCAGAGGAGCUCGACCUCACUCUACCCGGCAACUUCAGAGAUCUUUCCAAGCCAAUCGGGGCACUAAAUCCCAAGCGAGCGGCGUUUUACGCAGAGCGCUACGAGACGUGGGACGAUGACAGUACCCCUUCUCAUCACUAUACCACCUUAUACUCCACAGCUCACUCAACACUGAUGUGGAUGGUCAGAAUAGAGCCUUUUACCACGUUUUUUCUCAACGCCAAUGAUGGCAAGUUUGACCAUCCAGAGCGAUCCUUCUCUGGUAUAGGCCGUGCGUGGAGGAACUGCCAGAGGGACACAGCUGAUGUUAAGGAGCUGAUCCCAGAGUUCUACUACCUGCCAGAAAUGUUCGUCAACAGUAAUGAGUAUGAACUCGGCAUGCGGGAUGAUGGCGUUGCUGUGUGUGACGUGGAGCUUCCUGCCUGGGCYAAGAAACCUGAAGACUUUGUUCGCAUCAAUCGCAUGGCGUUGGAGAGUGAGUUUGUGUCGUGCCAGCUUCAUCAGUGGAUUGAUCUCAUAUUUGGCUACAAGCAGCGAGGUCCAGAAGCCGUCCGAGCUCUCAAUGUGUUCAACUUCCUGUCCUACGAGGGAGCAAUCAACUUGGAUAAUAUGGAUGCUGUGCAGCGUGAGGCGAUUGAGACCCAGAUCCAGGUCAGUGGUCAGGUCCCCUCUCAGCUGCUGAUUGAGCCGCACCCACCUCGCUCCUCUGCCAUGCACCUGUGUUUCCUUCCCCAGAGCCCUCUGAUGUUUAAGGAUCAGAUGCAGCAGGACGUCAUCAUGGUGCUCAAGUUCCCCUCCAACUCCCCUGUCACCCACGUGGCGGCCAACACGCUCCCUCACCUCAGCAUACCAGCAGCCGUCACCGUCACGUGCAGCCGCCUGUUUGCCGUCAACCGCUGGCACAACACAGUCGGCCUUCGAGGAGCUCCAGGAUACUCACUGGAGCAGGCUCAUCAUCUCCCCAUUGAAAUGGAUCCUCUCAUAGCGAAUAACUCAGGAGUGAACAAGCGUCAGAUAACUGACCUGGUGGACCAGAGCAUCCAGAUCAACACACACUGUUUUGUUGUCACUGCUGACAACCGCUACAUCCUGGUCUGCGGCUUCUGGGACAAGAGCUUCAGAGUGUACUCCACUGAGACCGGAAAGCUGACCCAGAUCGUGUUUGGCCACUGGGACGUGGUGACGUGUUUGGCUCGCUCCGAGUCCUACAUCGGAGGCGACUGCUACAUCGUGUCAGGCUCCAGAGACGCCACCCUUCUUCUGUGGUACUGGAGCGGACGACACCACAUUAUCGGGGACAACCCUAACAACAGCGACUACCCUGCUCCCCGGGCGGUGCUGACGGGACACGACCACGAGGUGGUGUGUGUGUCUGUCUGCGCAGAGCUGGGAUUGGUGAUCAGCGGCGCCAAAGAGGGCCCGUGCUUGGUUCACACCAUCACAGGAGACUUGCUGAGGGCCCUGGAAGGCCCGGAGCUGUGCCAGCGGCCUCGUCUCAUCUCCGUGUCCAGCGAGGGACACUGCAUCAUCUAUUAUGAGAGAGGUCGCUUCUGUAACUUCAGCAUAAACGGAAAACUGCUGGCACAAAUGGAGGUCAACGACUCCACGCGGGCUAUUUUGUUGAGCAGCGAUGGGCAGAACUUGGUGACGGGAGGUGAUAAUGGAGUUGUGGAGGUCUGGCAGGCAUGUGACUUCAAACAGCUUUACAUCUACCCAGGCUGCGACGCCGGCAUCCGCGCCAUGGAUCUCUCCCAUGACCAGAGGACCUUAAUCACGGGCAUGGCCUCUGGAAGCAUCGUGGCUUUCAACAUAGACUUCAACCGCUGGCACUAUGAGCACCAGAACAGAUACUAAGGUCGACAGCGUGAAGGAGAGGAGCGAGGAGGUGGUGUAUUCUGCCGUGUGUCUGCAGAGCGAGGGAGGAGGAGGAGGGGGGGACCACAGGUACAGUGACAGAGGAGGAAAAAAUUAGUGCCGGACCUUAAGCUCUUAUUCUCUUGAACUGAGGAUGUUGUGGCAAGUGCUGGUGGAGACGGCUUCCUCUGAGCACGUGUGUAACCACAGACACCUAUCAUACCCAGAAGAAACACACCAAACCCUUGCUGAUCCAAACAGAACGUCUGCAGGACAAAGAGCGAGUGAAGCAGACUGUGCUGAGGUCCAUCACACGUGCACCACUCACAGAGCGGCCAUCACUGCUGAUCCCGCUCUAUUUAAACCUUCCCUUAGAGAGACUUUCUUUUUCUUUUUUCUUUUGCUUCUUUUUAUUUAUUUUUCCUGUUAAGGUUCUGUUUUACAAUUUUCACUUUAGUGGGGUUUUGGUUCGUAAAUAUUUGAGUGGAUGAUAAAUUCCAGUUUCCUUCGAAGUGUUUACUUGAUUUUCACAAAGCGCACCAGCCACUCUUCAAAAAAAUUAAAAUAAAUCGGUGCUAUUGGCUUGAUCUUAAAAUUCACGGUUGGAAAAAUUGCCUGAAUUUUUAGUUGUUUAUUUUUAUGUAUAUAAUUUUGUUUUCCUUUGAUUUAAUCAGCUUGGGUUUAUUUAUUUAUUUAUUUUCCGACCACAGCAGGGUUAAAUCUUGAGUUGGAUGUAAAUAAGGCUCUGCUUCCUUUUCAGAGUCGCACUUGUUCUUUCACUACACAAACUGCGCUUCUCACCUUUAAUUUAUUAAUGACUUGCUGUAUGUAAAAUACUGUGUAAUAGUUAAUAUAACAUUGACGAGGCCGAUGCUAACGAUGGUGGUAUCCAAGAUUUUUUUUUGUUUUUGUUUUUCUUAAACUGAUGACGGUAACGAUGAGAUCUUGCCAGCGCCACCACAGAUGAUAAACACCAGACUGACAUGAUUUCCUUUUGUAUAUUUAGUGAUUGUUUUUGUCAAAUAUGUACAUAUAGUCUUGGUUCAGGCUUGGCAGGAGACUUACUCAGCUGAAUAGAACUAAAAGUGCAAAGGAAACCUUCACUCACACUCACUUGUUGAUUACUUAAAGAGGAAAAAACAACAAAGAGAAUCAACUCAAUGUAAAAGUUUGUUUUGUAUUUGCACUUUGCACCAAUCACAUAUCAUUAUUUAUUAGCUUGGUUCUUUCUGGUCGGCUGCCUUUUCCGUUUAGGUCCAUUCUCCUUUGGGAUUAUUUGUGCAUUGAUGUUUGUAUUUAAGACCGUUGAACUCAUGUGUUUUACAACCUCACAGUUGUAAGCAAUAUUAGGAUUCUGUAGCUGAUAGAGGCUGGAGGGGCGCGGAGAGAGGACGACAUGUGAGACGUACUGUAUGUGUGAAGCCAUCUCGAUCAAACAUGCACAUACUCUUAUCGACAGGUUCAACUUACGUAUCCAAAAAGGAAAAAAAAAGGUUAAAUAUUUUUGGAUCUAUGAAACCCUAAAAACUAUUGUAUUCAUGUUUUAUUGCAAAGAUGUAAAAUAUGACAUGUGUGAGUUGGAAAAAAAUCAUGAUAAGAAAAAUAAAAUAUGCAAAAGAA
Molecule: messenger RNA, 11042 nt
Organism: Austrofundulus limnaeus
Lineage: Eukaryota; Metazoa; Chordata; Actinopteri; Cyprinodontiformes; Rivulidae
Gene: nbeaa
Product: neurobeachin a
Biological process (GO): intracellular protein localization
Cellular component (GO): cytosol; membrane
Molecular function (GO): protein kinase binding
Source: RefSeq, a predicted model, not a curated record